AUGGAUUCGUACGAAGCUAAGAAGAGGGAGCUGUAUUGGAAGAGGAAGGAUAUAAAUUUAUAUUACCAACCCAUCAAGACGAUAAAACUAUUUUUCUUAGAAUUGAAAAAUAUCAUUUCUAAUACGUAUCAGAAAAAUAAAAAAUACAACAAGGUAAUAUUCCUUGGAAUCCUACUGGUUUUGCUUUUGUUCAAAAUAAGACAUAAAUAUUAUUACCUGGACAACUUUUUAAUUUAUAUAGAAUGCAUAAUAUGGUGGCUGUCACUGGGAAUAUUAAGUAGCAUUGGUUUGGGGUGCGGUAUGCAUUCGGGGGUAUUGUUUUUGUUUCCGCACAUUUAUUUCAUUUGCUCAACUUCGGACUAUUGCUAUUCGUUGAACUUUGACUCCAGGGUGAAUAUGUGGGGGUCCCUGCUGACGUCCGGGAAUUACUUUGAGUGUAUAACUACGAACGACGGGAAUAUAACCUUGUCAGGAUUAUUCAUGAAAGUUUAUCCGUAUUGUUUAAUAUGGGGAAUUGGAACCGCGCUGGGAGAACUACCACCGUAUCUUACGUCAUACUACGCAUCGAAGUCCAAACUGAACGACGAGGAUUAUGAAGAAUUCGAAAAGGACAUAAAGGAAGGAAAACGAAAUAUAGUAAUCGCCAUGAAAAUAUGGAUGAUAGAUUUUAUUAAAAAGCACGGAUCCAUUUCUGUUUUCCUUUUGUCAUGCUGGCCAAAUGUGAUGUUUGAUAUGUGCGGAAUUUGCUGCGGCCACUUUUUGAUGCCCUUCCAGAACUUCUUCAUUCCGCUGCUUCUAGGAAAGGCCAUUGUUAAAACCAUAUUUCAGAGCAUCUUCCUAAUUUUUAUGUUCUCAAAUAAUUACAAAGAAAUGCAGUUAAAAAUGAGCCAGAAGGCGUUAUCCAUUUUCCCCUUACAUCGCAUUUUUAAAAACAUUGACCCGUCUUCUCUCGAGGAUUAUAUAGAUGAAAAAAUCUCCAUUUUGAAAUAUGGGCAGAAGACAAAAUCCAAAAUGGAUAUUAUGUUUUUAUUUAACAUAUUUUUUUUUGUAGUAAUUAUAUUUUUUUUUAUUUCCUGUGUGAAUCAGAUAGCCCAAAAGUACCAGAAGAACAUUGACAACGAAGAAUUAAAAAAGUACAAAAGUGGCAAGGAAGAAAUUAUAAUGAAGAAACCAAAGAAAUGA
Messenger RNA from Plasmodium coatneyi, 1182 nucleotides. RefSeq lists its product as uncharacterized. NCBI's taxonomy places the organism in Eukaryota, Apicomplexa, Aconoidasida, Haemosporida, Plasmodiidae. The coding region runs from base 1 to 1182 and encodes 393 amino acids. The transcript has 4 exons. The record is from RefSeq and is a predicted model, not a curated record.